UCUUCAGCUUUUCUUGAUAUCGCUUUCUACGGACAUUUUACAUCAUUUAUAACCAUUCCACAGAUCUGUGAAUUAUCUGAUUGAGUCGUCUCUGAAGUCCACAAGACAUGGCCCUAGUUCUCCUUCCGGUGGCCAUUACCAUCGCCUCGCUCUCAGUCCCUGCGCUGUGGGCCAGACACUGCAGCCAAUCAGAGAGCCGCGUCUUCUACGCAAACGCUGGCCACGUCACUUCUUUUUGGGACGCGGUCCAAACGUGCUCUCGGCUGAACGGCUUUCUCGCCGAGUUCCCAACUCCGGCUGACGACACGACGCUGACCUACGUGAACAAAACGGCAGUGGCUCCGUAUGAGCCCCUGGUGGUGGGCGCCGUGUCGUUUGGCAGCACAUCUGUCUUCCGGUGGUACACGUCGGGCGAGAUCGUGGAGAAGAUUGGUGACGUAGACAGCGCCAUGAACGUCAGCCGCUCGGCGGGCACGGAGGGAGAGAAGAAGUGCUUUUUCCUUAUGGGGGGUCGCCUAGGCCGUGGCGUCUGCGAAGGCUGGGAGCCGCAACUCGUCCACGCGCUGUGCCAGAUAAACCUCCACGAGAAAAAGUUCCUAACCGGGGCCUGUACCCUGUGUAUGUGCCCGGGCAUGAGCAGACCGCAGUGUAGGAAAACGGUGUGCGGCUGGCCGUGCGCUGAGCUCAUCGAGACAACCACGUGUGAGUACUACCCAUGCAGGAGCAAUAAAACGUGA
Molecule: messenger RNA, 737 nt
Organism: Aplysia californica (California sea hare)
Lineage: Eukaryota; Metazoa; Mollusca; Gastropoda; Aplysiida; Aplysiidae
Exons: 2
Coding region: 108-737 (209 amino acids)
Source: RefSeq, a predicted model, not a curated record